UGCGUCUGAGAGCCAUUCAAUACUUCGGCAUUGCUCUUGAAGUUGUUAUUCAGUUGUUCUACAAAGUUUCUCUAAUCAUUCUCAUCAUGGUGUUUGUUGUUUUUGCUUUCACGAAUGCCUUCAUCGUACUUCUGCGUCACAAAGAUGAUAGCUACUUUCAAGAACAAUACACAGGUCACGUAUUAUUUCCAAACUCUACUCCAGCGCCCGAGAAUGAUCCAAAUAUUACUUUGGUUGAUGGUGGGGCAAAUGAGUUUACUAAUGUUUUCAAGGCCUUCAAGGAUGUGUGGUUCUUUAUCUAUGGUGUUUGGGACCCUAUAAAUGCUGGAGAUUCAGCAGAUAAUAUCAUGAGUAUGAUUCUUGCAAUCAUAUUCUCAUUCAUUGUGCUCUUACUUUUCUUCAAUAUUGUCAUGUAUGUGUGUUUUACAUGAGAUAUAUCUAAUUUCGUAUUUAGUGGUUUCAUGUCUGCCUCAAUUGAAGAAGUAAGACAACGAGGUAGA
This is a messenger RNA of Gilbertella persicaria, 500 nucleotides long. RefSeq lists its product as uncharacterized. The coding region runs from base 87 to 431 and encodes 114 amino acids. Lineage: Eukaryota; Fungi; Mucoromycota; Mucoromycetes; Mucorales; Choanephoraceae. The record is from RefSeq and is a predicted model, not a curated record. The transcript is spliced from 2 exons.